CUGUUAAUCUUCCACUGUGGUUACGGCUGAGAUUGAACUCCAUUUUCCUUUUAUCGAUUUUGGUGUAGCACGCGAGAAGAAAAGUGAAUUCUUCAAAGGCGGAAUUUAUUACAUAUCUAAUUAAAAAAUGGCAAACUUUCUAAAUCGAUUAAGUCAAUUCGGUUUAGGUCUGGCUAUGACUGGAGGCGUUGUACAAAGUGCUUUGUACAAUGUCGAUGGAGGCCAUAGAGCUGUUAUUUUCGACAGAUUUACCGGUAUAAAAAAUCAAAUUGUAGGAGAAGGAACACAUUUUUUCAUUCCAUGGGUGCAAAAACCAAUUGUAUUCGAUAUUAGAUCCAGGCCAAGAAAUGUUCCUGUGGUCACAGGAAGUAAAGAUCUGCAAAAUGUAAAUAUUACGCUUCGUAUUCUUUUUAGACCUAUACCAGAUUCUUUGCCAAAAAUCUAUACCAUUCUUGGUAUAGAUUAUGACGAAAGAGUACUACCAUCUAUUACGAACGAAGUGUUGAAAGCAGUAGUUGCUCAAUUCGAUGCAGGAGAAUUAAUUACACAGAGGGAAAUUGUCUCCCAGAAAGUUAGGGAAGAUUUAACGGACAGAGCUCAACAGUUUGGAUUAAUUUUAGACGACAUUUCCAUUACUCAUUUAACAUUUGGCAAAGAGUUUACACAGGCUGUAGAAAUGAAACAAGUAGCGCAACAAGAAGCGGAAAAAGCACGUUUCUUAGUAGAAAAAGCUGAACAGCACAAGAAGGCAGCUAUUAUUACCGCGGAAGGUGAUGCACAGGCUGCUAGUUUAAUAGCAAAAUCUCUUGGGGAAGCUGGAGAUGGUCUGGUAGAACUUAGAAGAAUCGAAGCCGCUGAAGAUAUAGCUCAUAAUCUGUCCAGAUCUCGUCAAGUAGCUUAUUUGCCACCAGGUCAAAACUUUUUGCUAAACUUACCACAAUAAAAUGAUAAACCAACAUACAAAUUGUAUUCAUAAGUUGUGCAUUUAUAUUAUAACGUAUGUAAUUUGAUGCUAUGUUGGUGUACAAGAAAUGAUGCUUUAGGAAUACUUCGAAUAUGUUGCAUACAAGGAAUAUAUAAAUUUUGCAAUAGUCAUAUUUCAGAUUGAUUUUUCCAUACGCGAAUAUAUUCUUGCACGGACAAUUGUACAAAAUUUUUUAACAAUUUAUUCGGUAUUUUAAAGAACAUAAUUUGAAAUUUGCUUUUCCUAUUUCGGUUAUUUGGCGAUGAACUGUAAUCGUCUGUUAUUAUUAAACAUUAUUUUGUUUGCUUAAUAGAAAAAAGAGAGCAUUUUCUUUGAAUGUUUUUAAUUCCGUCUUAGACUGUACUGUUUUUAACUGAAAUAUCUUAGCAUAAAAAUGGGUUGUCAUUACGGGAUUAAUUGUCAAUAAUUGGCUCCCUACCUUAACUCGAGCAUUCACAUAACAUAAAAAGCAUUUUUAUAGGCAUUUUAUAAACAUUAUUACAGCUUACGGUUCUAUUUACAUUGUGUACAGAUAGCGAUAACGGUAUGCGAAUAUUGAAUUCUUUUGUGAAUGUUCCGAAUGUUAUGUGAAGUGGCCGAACAAAUAUAGCAUCACGUACGCACUUAUACUUCAUAAAAAAUUCAGUUGUUACAAAAUUUACCGACCAGAACGAAACAAAUGUGUUUUUGUGAAGUAGUACAGAGUACAUAGUAUAUAUUUGUGAAUAGUUAUCAAUUAGUAAAUAUUCUUGUAAAAUGCA
Molecule: messenger RNA, 1725 nt
Organism: Megachile rotundata (alfalfa leafcutting bee)
Lineage: Eukaryota; Metazoa; Arthropoda; Insecta; Hymenoptera; Megachilidae
Gene: Phb1
Product: prohibitin 1
Biological process (GO): mitochondrion organization
Cellular component (GO): membrane; mitochondrion
Source: RefSeq, a predicted model, not a curated record